AACAAUAAACACUGGGGGCCUUUUCCCUGAAAGACUGACCAAAGACUAAACUAUCCACACAUAACAUACUACAGCUACUGUGUUUCCUCUUGUAUCUUACAAAUGUCAUACAGUAACUACUGCUGACAGGCAUGAGCUCAAACACACUUUCUGCUGUGUUGCAGAAGCACAUUCACCGCCUGUGUCUGAAUGACUUUCCUUGUGGAUAUGGCAGCUGGAGAAAGACCAAAGACAGUACAGAGGGAGCAGAGGCAGAGGAGACAGAUGCCCUCCUGGAUCUACUGAGCUGCCCUCACUCUCCAUGGCGGCAUGAUGAAUCAUGGAGCCCUCAAGCUCUGGCCCUGAGACAACUGGCUGUGCUCACACCUGAACAUCUGCACACUGACUUCAUUUACAAAUACUUUACUACACUUCGAAUUGUGGACAAGGACGUAUCUGUAAUCGACGACGGCCUGUUAAAGUUCUCAAAGCUGGAGGAACUGGUGCUGAGUGCCAACAAUAUCUCAGAAAUCCCUGCAGUAACCCUUCCCAGCACCUUGAAGAUUUUGGAGUUACAUGCCAACCGGUUGUCUGCUCUGAACAGUCUCACCAGCCGUCCGCCUCCUCGACUACAGUACCUCGGCCUCGGCUCAAACAGUCUGGGUUCCCAAGAAGACGUCUCUCACCUUACAGGAAGCCACUGGCCUCAGCUGGUGUGUCUGGACCUGAGUGACUGUGGGUUUCAGGACCAGCAGGCCCUGCUAAACGCCUUGAGCACGCUCCCCUGCCUCAGGACGCUGCUGCUGGAGGGAAACCCCUUCACUCUUGCGUCCUGCUACCCGGGCUUCACUGUGGACAGUCUCCCACAGCUUACUUGCCUGGACGCCUCAUGGAUCUCCCCUGAGGAAAGACAUUGUUUCAGGGGCUUGGCCAAGAUGACAGAUCUGAAAGUGGACCGGGCAUCAGCCACAGUGAGCGUGGGCAGGUUGAGGGGAAUCCCAGACCCGUUGAUGAGUGUGGAUGAAAACACUCCAGACUUCCCUGUUGUCACCUACGGCUAUUUUAUCACAUACCAGUUCCUUAGUCAUCAAACAACUGUUAACCUGAACUUCGACAGUGAGUCUAAAUUUGAUGCAGCAGGUACAGCGCAUCUGAAAGAAAACGCCUCCAGUGAUGCUGUCCUACAAUCAAACAAGAAUUGUGAAAAAGAAACAUCCAAACCAGACACAAGAGACCUGAUAGUGUAUACUGAGGAAACCUGCCAUGAUAGUGCACAUGUGUCAAGACACAACACAUCAAAGCUGACAUGGUCAGAGUGCAUGGACUUCAGCGACACACAAACGUACAUUGUUAGUGAUCUGGGAGGCUUAAAGAGAUUCCUCAAUCAAGGCCUUUAUCUGAGGAUAGAGGAGGAAAAGGUCCUGUCAUGGCCUGCAGCUUCCGAAGAUGCCCCAGUGGCCAAACCCAGUCAAACUGUAAAAGAGAAGAAAGGCGGAAAAGGGAAAGAAUCUCCAAUCAAAUCUGGUUCCACCAAAGACAAGUCUAAAGACAAAAAGAAGAAAUCUGUACCAGAGCUGAUCCAGGAUGCCCCCAUCAGAAGAAUCCUUGGGUCUGUCCACGUCCCCCUGCAAAGCCUGUUCAAAAGAGGUCAAAAGGUCGAUGUCCUCUGUGAUCUUGGUGCUCUGCACACAGAGUCUGGGGUGGAAGCUACGCAAACACUUGAAAAGGCUAAACAGGAUCCGGAAAAGAAAAUCAAAGAGGACAAGAAGAAGGAGGAGCGGAGAGGACAGAAGAAUACAGCAGUUUCAAAAGGCAAAGGAAAGGGAAGGAAGGAAUGUGAGAUGGAUGUCCACACAGACAACUCUGUGUCCGUCCAACUGGAACCAGUGACUGUGGAGUUGAGUGUGGAGCUGGAGAAAUGGCAGUCUGCAUCUGAAGCUCACAAACUUCUGCUCCCACACCAAAACUCCUAAAGCAAACAGCCUGUUUUGUCUUAAAGCAAGAUUAGCAGCUAAACCAUUUUUUUUUUUUUUUUUUUAAUCUGGCUUAUUUUAUUUAUUUUUUGACCUACUGUAAAUUAUGGAACCUCAUCCCUCCAAACUAGUCCUGGUUUUCAGGCUUAGCUUCACCUCAGGCUUAACCAGUAUUAACCAGUAUUACAAUCUACCCACCAGACAAAAUAAAAUAAGGAAAUACUCUUUUUCUUAAGUUACGCUUAAGGCUACUUAAGCACUUCAAUUAAAAUAAAGAACAUUUUUUAGCCCAAAACCUGAACAUAAAAGAGCAUGUCACAUAAAUAUAAAUAAAACCGACAAAAAGCAAAGUUUGGCAACAAGCAGUCUGAAGGACUGUUUCCACCACAUGGAGGCUAUUAUGUCACCUGUACAAACCAAGCAGCAUAAUCCAACUGAUAGAUGACUUCAGUUUCUCGCUAAAAAAUCUACAGUCCUAUCUGAAACCUCCAAAUUGUGUAAUGUCAUGUUGCAUGCUACAUAUGUAAGUUAAUGUUCUGCACAUAUGAUACAGAGACAAAUUUACUCAGGGGGCUUAACCAAACUCAAGAUGAGGCAAUUAUAAGAAGAGCACUGCAACAACCUGAACAAACAUGGAGGUCUACUUGUGAAUGUGUACAAAUAGUCUAAAAUAUGCUGUCAAACUUUCCUUUAUGGCUUCAUCUAUGACUUCAUUAUUCACCUAUUAUUAGCUCUUUACCACUAGUCUUCUCCAUUGUGAAUUAAUGUGGUCUGUGCUUAAUAUCUUGGAAAUGCUGAAUUACUUAAUAAGAAAAAGUGAAGAAAUGCCCCAGGGGACUGUUUUCUCUCUGUCA
Molecule: messenger RNA, 2806 nt
Organism: Siniperca chuatsi (mandarin fish)
Lineage: Eukaryota; Metazoa; Chordata; Actinopteri; Centrarchiformes; Sinipercidae
Product: leucine-rich repeat-containing protein 43-like
Exons: 12
Coding region: 132-1952 (606 amino acids)
Molecular function (GO): protein binding
Source: RefSeq, a predicted model, not a curated record